This is a messenger RNA of Wallemia mellicola CBS 633.66, 754 nucleotides long. RefSeq lists its product as hypothetical. The record is from RefSeq and is a predicted model, not a curated record. Gene Ontology annotation, biological process: cell wall biogenesis; (1->6)-beta-D-glucan biosynthetic process. The transcript is spliced from 2 exons. Bases 66 to 653 code for a protein of 195 amino acids. NCBI's taxonomy places the organism in Eukaryota, Fungi, Basidiomycota, Wallemiomycetes, Wallemiales, Wallemiaceae.
AACGACCAUCUUCUAAAUUUACAAGACAAAAAACUAACACAGUCACUCGUUUAUAAUACUCUAGAAUGAAAUUCACAGCCUGUACAUUAAUUGCAGCUGCCCUUUUUAACUUUGCAGCUGCGGGUGUUUACAUUACAGCACCAAUUGGUUCAACUAAAGCAACAGGUGGACAACCUUUUAGCGUUGUAUGGGAUGACGAUGGCCAGUCACCUACACUCGCAGAACUAGGAAAUGCGGAUGUCUCUUUAAUGACUGGAAGUGACGCAGAGCAAACUGAAUUGCAAACCCUUCAAAAGGAUGUACCAUUGUCUACUACAGCUAGCACAAUAAACUUGAUCGAUAGCAAUGUUGGUCCAGAUGGAAACGUCUAUUUCAUUAGAGUAAUGAGUCAAUCACUCAAGAAUGAUGAAGGUUAUCCAUACUCCUUCUACUCAGCUAGAUUCUUGCUUGAGGGUAUGCAUGGUACUUUCACUGACGAGAUCAAAGCACAAUUAGAUCAACUUAUGCAACAAACUAAUGUUCAAAGGCGCACGCUCACAGACGAGGAUGUGAAUGUAGAGGAUAACGAUUCCGCUGCACGUACAAACUCAUUUCAAACCUUGGCCAUAGCUACUAUCGCUGUUAUUGUUGGAGCUUCACUUUCAACUCUCUAAGAAAUAAAUUAUAGACGGACGGAUGACUUUUUUCAACUUUUAUUUACACAAUUACUAUGUUUCCGAAUUCUUUUUUUUUACGAUACAUACAUCUAUACCCA